This is a messenger RNA of Marmota monax (woodchuck), 704 nucleotides long. It is a transcript of the gene Cd70, whose product is annotated as CD70 molecule. The coding region runs from base 100 to 669 and encodes 189 amino acids. NCBI's taxonomy places the organism in Eukaryota, Metazoa, Chordata, Mammalia, Rodentia, Sciuridae. Gene Ontology annotation, cellular component: extracellular exosome; plasma membrane. Gene Ontology annotation, biological process: immune response; tumor necrosis factor-mediated signaling pathway. The record is from RefSeq and is a predicted model, not a curated record. Gene Ontology annotation, molecular function: tumor necrosis factor receptor binding. The transcript is spliced from 3 exons.
GGCAGGUUCAGGCAGGCAGAAGUUCAAGAGCUGGGCGAGGUGGCCGAAGCUUCCUUCUCUUCCGACCGCGCUCCGGGUCCCCUCGCCCUGCCCGCAGCGAUGCCGGAGGAGGGCUGGGGCUGCACCGUGCGCCGCUCGCCGUGGAAGACCGUCUCGCCCUACGUCUUCUCGGUCAUCCUCUUCGCUCUUUUGGCGGCCUUCUGCUUCCAGCGCCACGCGCAGCAGCCGCCGCGGCUCGAGCGACUUGGGGAGGACGUAGCCGAGCUCCAGCUGAACCUCACAGGUCCCCGGCUGGACCCCAGGCUGCGCUGGCAGGCGGGCCCAGCCUUGGGCCGCUCCUUCCAGCAUGGACCACAGUUGGUCAACGGGCAGCUGCUGGUGGUUCGUGAUGGCAUCUACAGGCUGCACAUCCAGGUGACACUAGCCAACUGCUCCUCUGUGUGGACCACGGUGCCUCCCAAGGCCACUCUGAUUGUGGGCAUCUGCUCCCCAGACACCCACAGGAUCAGCCUGCUGCGCCUGAGCUUCCACCAGGGCUGCACUGUCACCUCCCAGCGCCUGACAGCCCUGGCCUUUGGGGACACCCUCUGCACCAACCUCACCCUGUCUCUGCUGCCCUCCCAAAAUGCUGAUGAGACCUUCUUUGGCAUUCAAUGGGUGCAUACCUGAUCAAGGUUCCUGAUUGGUUUAUUUGAUCAUUUUUU